UUUCUGGCAUCAUAUAGGAGAACCUCAUUCUAGGUUAAUCUUAACUACGAGUCGGUUGUCAUGGGUUCAUCUAGUGUAAACUGCAUCGCAGUUUCCCAUCUCGUGUAGAGUGGGCUCUCCGACAAAGCCCAUAGACGAAACGGCAACAGGCACUCCGCUGAAGUUGGAAAGACGCAAAGGGUGUUCCUGCUAUGCUAGCCGAUGAUAAUAGUCCGCCGUGGUUCGAAAGAUUCAGCCAGCCCGGUGGAUGAUUUUUCCGAAAGGAAAACACCCAACUGGGUAUAAAAGCCCAUGGACCGGCAAAUUUCAAGUAUUCCCAUCACUAGAUCCUCAAGGAAACAACUACUUCCCAAAAUGAAGGCAUUCGUCAUUCUUUUCGCUGUGGCUGCUGCUAAAGCCGAGGCUCAAUUUGGCUACUAUGCCGGAGCUUAUGGCUCUCCUUUGGUGUCCGCUUUCCAACCCGCCCAUUACUCGGCCUAUGCCGCUCCCGUCCACCAUGCCGCUGUAGUGCCUGUGGUCCAGGGUCCCAAGUAUGUUGCCAAGAACGGAAAGGUUGAACAUAUCGUCUACAAGCGUGAGGCCGAGGCCGAGGCUGAGGCUGAUGCUCAAUAUCCUUAUUACGGUUAUGCCGCUGGAGCUCCCGUCGCUGCCUACACCCCUUAUGGUGUGUCCGCUUAUAACGGAUACGCCGGCGUCCCCGCCGUUGCUUAUAACACCCCCUUCUAUGGAGCUGGACUUAAGACCUACGCCAACGACGCCGUAGCCCCUCAAGGUUAUGCCGCCAAGGGCCAAUAUGUGGCUCAGACCGCUGGAUCCCUCCAUGUUGCCAAGCGUGAGGCUGAGGCCGAGCCCGAGGCUGCUUAUGCUUAUGGCUCUUAUGUCCCUUACACCGCUUCUGCUUAUGCCGCUUAUACUCCUUAUAGCGCUCCUGCUUAUAGUGCUAACUACGCUUCCGCCUAUGCCAGCCCCGUGGCUUACACCACUGGCUAUCCUUAUGCCACCGGAUUUCUCGGUUAAAAUGGAUAUGCUUAGGUCUACAAAAACUUGACUUUGAAUGGCAACGAAUUGACAAUGAACGAAUUGGACCUGACUGGAACAACUUGACUACCUUCGAAGAUCUAGACUAGUGGAUUCUUUGAGACAAAGAAAUCUACUAGGGAAUCCAAAAAAAAAUCAUGUGGAAAUCCCAUUUAUGUACAAACCAAAUUGGUUACUCUAUCAGUAGAGUUAGCAUUCACAUUUUCGGAUAUUUGAAUAAAAUGGGUGUUAAAUCUCAA
This is a messenger RNA of Tigriopus californicus, 1277 nucleotides long. RefSeq lists its product as uncharacterized. The transcript is spliced from 2 exons. The record is from RefSeq and is a predicted model, not a curated record. Bases 292 to 1017 code for a protein of 241 amino acids. NCBI's taxonomy places the organism in Eukaryota, Metazoa, Arthropoda, Copepoda, Harpacticoida, Harpacticidae.